Molecule: messenger RNA, 876 nt
Organism: Penicillium taxi
Lineage: Eukaryota; Fungi; Ascomycota; Eurotiomycetes; Eurotiales; Aspergillaceae
Exons: 1
Coding region: 1-876 (291 amino acids)
Molecular function (GO): oxidoreductase activity, acting on paired donors, with incorporation or reduction of molecular oxygen; heme binding; monooxygenase activity
Source: RefSeq, a predicted model, not a curated record
AUGGUGGGCCAGAUUCCUAUCCUGGAUCACCUGAUGGAUAAGAACCCAAUUUACCGGAUCGGCCCCCCAGCCUUCGGAAGCAUUACGAAUAUCUCCAUCCAACAUCUUGUGGAUCGACUCCAGGGAAAGGACGGCCAUUUCAACGACCCACAGAAGCCUGACUUUCUUGAUAAGUUCAUCGAGGCCAAGGGAAAGUUCCCGGAUAUUGUAGACGAUAUGCAGAUCAUUUCAUACUUGAUGAUCAACAUGAUUGCAGGAGCUGAUACAACAGGCAUUGCUCUCAAUGCAGCUUUAUAUUUCUCUAUGAAGAAUCCUCGUGUGUGGAAUCGUCUGAGAAGUGAAAUCCCGGCAUACAAUCCAACUUCUGCAACCUCUGUUGUGCCCUUCAAAGUCGCUAAGGAAUGCAAAUAUCUUGAAGUAGUGGUACGUGAAUCUAUGAGAUGCCAUCCUGCGGUCGGAAUGCUUCUUGAGCGGUACGUUCCAGAAGGUGGUCUUAGUCUCCCGACCGGACAAUAUAUUCCCGCCGGCUAUGUUGUGGGUAUAAACCCCUACGUCUUGGGGCGAAACCAGUCUGUUUGGGGUAAAGACGCCGAUGAAUUCCGGCCCGAACGAUGGCUUCGGGAUGAAUCCCAGGAGACCGAGGAGCAGUUUCAGGACCGUCUACGCGCAAUGAACAACGCUGAUUUGGCGUUCGGUGCAGGCAGCCGUGUGUGUAUUGGCAAGAAUUUGGCCAACUUGGAGAUUUAUAAACUUCUUGCCACACUGAUCUCACUAUAUGACAUGAAUCUCGCCCAUGCUGAGAAAGAAUGGGUCACCCAUAACAGCUUCUUUGUUCGCCAACAUGGUAUUGAGGUCAAAAUUUCUCGUCGUACCUAA